Messenger RNA from Porites evermanni, 996 nucleotides. NCBI's taxonomy places the organism in Eukaryota, Metazoa, Cnidaria, Anthozoa, Scleractinia, Poritidae. The record is from the annotation of a GenBank genome assembly.
AUGGCGGACUCACAUGAUGAUUUUCUAAAGAAAAUUGUGGCUCGUUUUCCGUCCGGAAUUUCCCUUGCUUUCGCUUAUGGCUCCGGAAUAUUUUCCCAGAAAGGAAAUGUGUCUUCAAAGAACAUGUUGGACUUUGUUUUUGUCCUCGAAGACGCUGAUCAAUGGCAUAAAACUAAUCUGAAUCUCCAUUCACACCACUACUCUUUCGUCAGACGUUUUGGCUCCAAUGCUGUGGUUUCAUUGCAAGAUAGAUUCGGUGCACGAAUGUAUUACAAUACUCUGGUGCCAAUGGAGGGGAGAGUUAUUAAAUAUGGGACUAUCAGUCGCGAGAAUUUUCUUCUUGAUCUUAACGAAUGGCAGUGGUUAUAUCUCUCUGGGCGACUUCACAAACCAGUCAAAAUCUUACAACGAGGAGAUGACGCAGUUGUUUUGUCAGCUUUGAAGGGGAAUUUAUACAGCGCUGUCAACGUGGCGCUCCUGAGCCUUCCAGAGUUCUUUACAGAAGAAGAGCUUUUCUUAAGCAUCGCGGGUUUGUCAUUUGCGGGAGAUUUCAGAAUGAUUGUGGGAGAAAACAAAAAUAAAGUACAGAACAUUGUUGGUCCAAAUAUUGAACCUUUUAGAGAUCUUUACAACCCAAUUCUUUUGAAGUCAAAUGAAAUUCAUUUUAACUCUUCAUCUCGUAAAUAUCACCAGAAUCAAGAAAUAAACAUGAUAUUUUCUCGCUUGAAGUCGUUACCCCGAAAUUUAUUACAGUUUGUAGUCUCGAGUGUCAUUAGCAAAGAAGUCAAGGCGUCUUUAAUUGAAGAAGCAUUAUAUGAUACUUCUAAAGAUAUAGUCAAUUGUUCACAGGUAGUUAGAAAAGGUAUCACUUCUAUUGUUAGGAAAUCUAGUAUCUCACAGAGCAUCAAAGGAGUUAUUACUGCAGGAGGCCACAAAACCUUGAUCUACAGUACUCAAAAGAUAAAUAAGAUGCUAAGAGGGAUUUUCAGGGGAUAG